AUAUAGCCGUGUGAGUCUUUUUAGAUUCGUCUCAAUUUUUUUAUUUUUAAAUUUCAACUUUUAAUAAUUGAAGAUAUUAAUUAAUAUUUGAAAUCAUACAUCGACAAACGUGAUUAGCAAUUGUCUCAUAUAAAUAAGAACAAAUGAAGUAAUUAAUAGCCGUCUAGGGGAACGUUCUCAAAGGUGGUCCUAUUAAGGAUCAAGAAAAAUGUCAUAAAGUAGUUGUAACGAUUUCAUGAUGAGUAAGAUACGUACUAUAACGAUAAAAUAUUCUCCAAACAUAAGAUCUAAAAUGCUUACAGGAUAUGAAUCAAUUUUGGCAUUUUUUCGCAGCCAAAGAAUCGCAUAUUUUAAAUAAAAAUAUUUAAAUCAUGCUUAUAGUAUGUAGCUAGAGCUUGAUCCAAAUGUGCCAUUUUUGACAAGAUAAAGGGCGAAUUAAGUCUCAGUUUGGUGCAACUUUACCAGAAUUAAGCAUUUUAACAGAGAUUCCAAGCUGAUUAAUUAAGCUCAAAACAGGAUUAAUGGAGAAAGUUGUUGAGAUUAGCAAUAUAAUACGCGUGUUCAUUUUUUAGGCCACUAGGGAGUUGGAUGUAUCGUGUACGUACCCCUAUCAGCUACUAAACUCACAUUCAACUUUUAAACAAGUGAUAUGCUCUCCAACAAAUAAAUCAAAUGCAUCAACUUUUUUUUAAUAAAAAACUACGAAAAAGUUUAGAAGAGUAAUAAGUACGGUAUAUUAAAGUAUGAAUUGUUAUUAUAUCCGUCAUAACUUCAAUUACGAUACAUAUACUCCGUAUAUAGUUGUUUAAACUCUAAAGUACCUAUAUGAAUAACUCUCGCCUUUUUAUAUUAUAAUACGCAUAUUUUUUAAAGUACGUAGUUACGUACUAUGCUACUACGGAGUAUAUAUGAAUUAUUUCUCGCGUUUUAAUAUUAUAUACGAAGUACUUUUUAAAGUACGUAUUAAAUGUUAUAUGAAUUAUUUCUCGCCUUUACUAAUGUUAUAUGAAGUAUAAACUAUUUAUGUUCUUUGCUAUUUCUUUUUUCGCGAAAGCGAGGGGAGUACCCCCAACAAACAAACAAACGAAAGCAAAGAAACAAUGUUAGUAAGAAAAAUGUUCUUUGCUAUUGUAGGAGUAUUUAUUUGUUUGAUCAAAUCCUAUAAAAGUAUCUAUCAUGCAAAUAAUUGCUUCGAAUUUGAGCCACAAAAUCUAUGAUUGUAUAUCAAAACAUUGACAAGAAAAGAAAGAAAGGAGAAAAUGUACAUUUUGAGAAAGGAAAAAGGGUAAAUUAUUUUUGUCAAGCUUCUUCAUUAUUAUUGUAUUGCUUGGCCACUAAAUUAGCUUUUAAUAUUUAGUGGGAUUGGAGCUAGACCUCUUUGUUUUGUCCAUUUGUUUAAUUUUUAAGACAAUCAAAUUCCAAUCACAAAAAGAAAAGCUCAAAUUUGGGACAACUAAAGUUUGAGAAAAAAUAUCUUAGAAAAAUGCAAAUGUAAAGGCCCACUUCUAAAUGAUACUCCCUCCGUCCCAUAAUAUAGUGCCUGUUUUCCUAAAAUGGUGUCCCUAAAUGAUGUGCCUAUUUCUAUUUUAAACCAUUAAUUUUUACUUUGAAAAUUGUACUUUUUGACUUUUAUUCAACCCAUGUGCUAUGAUUUUUGUCCUUUUUAGGCCUAUUUAUUAUGUACACACCUUUAAUCUAUAAUUUAUCUCUCCAUUUUUGCCAACUAACAUGUACUUUAUCUUGAAAGUACAAAUCAUUAUUGUUUUUAUUAUCAAUGUUAUCCUUUACCUUAAUAACCGUGAUUUUGGUCAAACGGGCACUAUAUUAUGGGACGGAGGGAGUACUUUUUAAUACAAGUCGUAAUCUAUGAGGUUAUGAUAUUACUCCAUGAACACAAAGAAGUGAUACCAAUAUAAGGAUGAAAUUGUUGUACAUCAGAUCCCGGUGUACUUGAAGUUAGGUGCUUAGGAUAUUUUAUUUAAAAAAAUGUUAGUAUUCACGUACGUAUCAUUUAUGUACUUACAUCUUGGAAGAAGUAAUAUUUUUUUUUGUUGACAUGAAUUAAAAAAAACACGUUUGAAUAAACUUGAACAAUAAGCGUUAUUCACAAUAAUAGAACAAAUUUCAUAACAUAAUACAAUUUAUGAGAUCAUCUGAUCUAAUAUGUUGUAGGUUCGAAUCCUCUAUCUCCUUUCAAAUUUGCAAUGCUCUUAUAACUCGCUUGGACCCGGAAAAAAACGAAUUCAAAAAAUUAGAUUAUUUUUAAUAGCAUAUUCAUUUUUUUUACAAGAUUAAUUAAAAUUUUGCCUAAUUUGUUUUUUUUUUUGAGGGAAUAAAUUGCCUAACUAAUUUACUAAAAAUGCUCUCAAAAUUUCCCUUGGCUCCCUUCCUCCUUCAACUUCCAGAAAUCUUCAUCCUCCAUUUUUUUGUUUUAAUUUUUCGUGCCCUAAUAUUUCAAUCAUAAAAAGUUCAUCAAUUAUGGCCGAAUUUCAAUUCUCAAUUUCAGAUUAAGGAUUGCUUUGUCAAGUUGGUGACAUUUGAUUCCGGCAGUUGCAAAUUCAGCUGGAAAUUUUGGCUAACUUUUGUAGUGUAGGAGCUAACUUCUUGACAUGCUUUAGUUUAUCGAUCAACUUCUCCACAAAUUUAGAUAUGUCGGGUUACAAGUCACAGGUCAUGGGUGGUCAAAGAGAGAAGUUCGUAAGGCUGAAUAAAAUGGACUCAUUCUCAACAACAUCCGACUCUUCUAAUCGGUUUGCAUUCAACAUAGAAGGAUUUAAACGCACUGUUUACGGAUCCCAAUCUUCAUCAAAGUCUUUUCAUAUAGGAAUGAUGGGACCUCAAGGACUUAAAACAUUUGGUAAAUCACUUAAAUCAGGAGUUACUCGAGCUGUUUUCCCAGAAGAUCUGAAAGUGUCUGACAAAAAAGUAUUUGAUCCUCAAGAUAAAUCCCUUCUUCUUUGGAACCGACUCUUCGUUAUAUCUUGCAUCGUUGCAGUUUCCAUAGAUCCUUUGUUCUUCUACCUUCCCAUUGUUGAACAACAGAAGAAUUGUUUAGGCAUGGACUAUGGUUUAGCUGUUACAACCACAACUCUACGUACCAUGAUUGAUGCUUUCUAUCUUAUUCACAUGGCUUUUCAGUUCCGUACUGCGUAUAUUGCACCGUCUUCUCGUGUUUUUGGACGAGGUGAACUUGUCAUUGAUACUAGAGAGAUUGCUAAACGUUACCUUAAGCGGUAUUUCAUCAUAGAUUUUUUAGCUGUUCUGCCCCUACCACAGAUUGUGGUUUUGAAAUACCUUGUUAAAGCUCAAGGUAAAGGUAUACUAGAGACGAAGAAAUGGUUGCAAAUAAUUGUGUUUGCUCAGUACAUAUUUAGAUUUGGAAGGUUUUAUCCUCUAACUUCUGACCUGAAAAAGACUGCUGGUGUCUUUGCUGAAAGUGCUUGGCUUGGUGCUGCUUAUUACUUGCUAUGGUACUUGCUCUCUAGUCAUAUUGCUGGGGCACUAUGGUAUUUAUUUGCCGUCGAACGGAUAGACACAUGUUGGCAAAACGCAUGUCAAAGUCAAGGUGAUAAGUGUGAUGACGAUUUUUUGUACUGCGGUAGUCAUAAUAUGGGUAAUUUUGAGGCAUGGAAAAAUGUUAGCGUGGAAGUUCUUGGUAAGAUGUGUUCAGUUGAGGAUGAAGAUUCAAACUUCAACUUUGGAAUAUAUACACAAGCACAAUCUUCUAAAAUUGUUGAAUCUCAAACGUUUGUCAAUAAGUUCUGCUACUGCCUCUGGUGGGGUCUUCAAAAUCUAAGUACAUUGGGUCAAGGGUUACAGACUAGUACUUAUCCAGGAGAGAUUAUAUUUUCUAUAUGUCUCGCUAUCUCCGGUCUUAUUCUGUUUGCACUUCUGAUUGGAAACAUGCAGACAUAUCUUCAAUCGCUUACUGUUAGGCUUGAGGAGAUGAGAAUAAAGAGGCGUGAUUCAGAGCAGUGGAUGCAUCAUCGUCUACUUCCUCAAGUUCUUAGGGAACGAGUUAGACGAUAUAACCAAUACAAGUGGUUGGAAACACGAGGGGUUGAUGAAGAGAGCUUAGUUCAGAGUCUACCAAAAGAUCUUAGACGGGACAUUAAACGACAUCUCUGCUUAAAUCUUGUCAGAAGAGUCCCGUUAUUUGCAAAUAUGGACGAGCGUUUACUCGAUGCCAUAUGUGAGCGACUAAAGCCUAGUUUAUACACCGAGCAAACCUACAUUGUCCGAGAAGGAGAUCCAGUAGACGAGAUGAUCUUCAUCAUAAGGGGACACCUAGAAAGUGUGACAACCGAUGGUGGAAGAAGUGGAUUCUUCAACCGAGGUUUGUUAAAAGAAGGAGACUUUUGUGGUGAGGAGCUUCUAACAUGGGCAUUAGACCCAAAAUCAAGCAUUAACUUACCAUUAUCAACAAGAACAGUGAAAGCUCUAACCGAGGUAGAGGCCUUUGCAUUGCGAGCAGAAGAACUGAAAUUUGUUGCAGGACAGUUCAGAAGACUUCACAGCAAACAAGUGCAGCACACGUUCCGUUUCUACUCGCAGCAGUGGCGGACGUGGGCGGCUUGCUUUAUCCAAGCCGCUUGGAGGCGGCACAUGAGGAGGAAGAUAGCUGAGCUCCGGCGGUUAGAAGAAGGCGAGGAGGAAGAUUACUCGGAAGAGGGGGGCAGAUUGAUUAGACGGCGUCAAGGUAGUUGUGAUGAUGGUGGUUCUAGUUUAGCUACGGCGUUUCUUGCCUCGAAGUUUGCUAGGAAUGCUCUUCGUGGGGUUCAUAGACUUCGAAGUGGGAGUAGCACUACUGGUUUAUCGUUGCAGAAGCCUUCGGAACCUGACUUCUCUGAUAUUGAUUAAGGUUUGUAGCCUAGGAAAUUAUCUUGAGAUAUAUAUAUUAAAGUAAUUGUGGUUGAUGACAUUAGAUGGAAUAUAUGUACAUAGUGAAAUCAUAGAGGAAAUUGCUAGGAAAAUAAAAUCAUUUGAAUAGGCAAUCAAUGAAAGGAAUACAAGCAUAUGAACUCGAUAUGAUACUAUGUGAAAUAUAGAUUUUGACUUCAAAACCAUUCCUAUCUUUUUUUUCCC
Molecule: messenger RNA, 5085 nt
Organism: Spinacia oleracea (spinach)
Lineage: Eukaryota; Viridiplantae; Streptophyta; Magnoliopsida; Caryophyllales; Amaranthaceae
Product: putative cyclic nucleotide-gated ion channel 8
Exons: 8
Coding region: 2650-4860 (736 amino acids)
Biological process (GO): transmembrane transport; monoatomic ion transport
Cellular component (GO): membrane
Molecular function (GO): monoatomic ion channel activity
Source: RefSeq, a predicted model, not a curated record